AUGGUCGAAAACUCACCCGCCUCUCAAGAUGACGACCCCGGCCCCGAGCCCGGCGGCGCCAUGUCUCCCGGGUUUGCAUCCGGCAGCGCUUCCGGAAGCACAACUCCCGAGAAUGCCGCAGUCACGCCCAACCCCGAUCCGGCCGAACAAUCGACUAGCAACGCCGAGGCCGCAGCUGCAGCCGCCCUGAAGAAGGAAAAAGGCCGUGUACGCUUCAAUAGCAGAGCGGCCGUGACCCAGCCCCCAACUUCACCACCACCCAACGCAACUCUGCCCGUUCCCACUCCGGCAAACCCGCCGAGACCGUCCAUCUUGCGAGGCAGUUCCGGAAGCUCUAUUCCCACUGUUGCAACACUCGCCCAGGAUAACCCGCGUCCCUCGGUUGAUAGCGAGCGCCAGGAGGCCAAGUCUGCCGCUGCCGCUGCUCAGGAACGUGCACGCCAGGUUGCCGCGAACAUCCAGCUCGGAUCUCCUACCCGAGAGUCCCGAGUAUCCGUUGAAUCCGCCGGUACGACUACUGCAAGCGAGUAUGAACCGCCCAGCAGAGAGGGAGCAUACAUCCCUCUUCAAGACCUCAACUCUGACCAACCCUUGACCGGAAAGGCCAAAGAAGAGGAAGAGAAGCAUGAACACCAGGCUCAACUCAACUCGGAAGCUUACCGAAUCGUCCGGGCCCACACUUGGCGUAUUGCCGACAAGACUGAGAGCGAGGCCGGCCCGUCCAAUGCUCAAGAUGCUGAAAAGACAGAGCAAACCGACCACCUCCUCCCUGAAGUCAAUGACGGCAACUAUGACGGUGUUUACGUCGUCCCUCCGCCGAAGCAGUAUCGCGGCAGCGUCUUGUCUCAGCUUCUCAAGCUGUACAAGCCUGCAGAGGGUCCUGUGCAGCCGCCCAACAACCGCAACUCUGUCGCCUCUUUCUCUAAUUUCGGAGGACCUCUGUCAACCGGCACUCCGGGGUCCGAGUCCGGCACCACUACUCCCACCGGCACCGCAACUCCUAGCCGUAAGAAGUGGUACCAGGCCAACAGGUCCCAGGAGACCCUCGUCAACCUGAUUGAAGCUUCUGCACGCCUCGCCAACCCCAACCAGCAGGGCGAGGGCCCAGGAUCGCCAAAGGAUAGCAAGGCCGCAAAGAAGCAGCGUCCUAAACACAGGCGAACUACCAGCAACUCUCGCAUCAGCGCUUACCUUGCGAGAGAAGAGGAGGAAGCCAAGAUCACGGUCCACAUUGCGGAGACCCUCGCCCGUCAGGAGUACAUCAUCACUCUCUGCCGCGCGUUGAUGCUCUUUGGUGCUCCUACUCAUCGUCUGGAAGAGUAUCUCUCUACCACCGCUAAGGUCCUUGAGAUUGAUGGCCAAUUCUUGUAUCUUCCUGGCUGCAUGGUCAUCAGCUUCGACGACAGAUCCGUACACACGACUGAAGUUCGAAUGGUUCGCGCAGCGCAGGGAAUUGACCUCGGCAAACUUCGCGACACCCACCAUGUCUACAAGGAAGUCAUCCACGACGUUGUCUCGGUAAACGAGGGAAUCGAACGCCUGGAUGCUCUUAUCAAGUCCAAGGACAAGUUCCACGUCUGGAUCAGAGUCCUCGUCUUCGGCCUCACCAGUGUUACUGCGGCACCUUUCUCCUUCGGCGCCCGCCUUAUUGAUCUCCCUCUCGCAUUCUGUUUCGGCUGCCUCGUCGGAUUCCUCCAGCUCAUCGUAGCUGCCCAAUCCAAGCUCUACAGCAAUGUUCUUGAGGUCACGGCAACCGUUCUGGUAAGUUUCUUGGCCCGAGCCUUCGGCAGCAUUAGAGGCGGAAACCUCUUCUGCUUCUCGGCAAUAGCCCAAGGAGGCAUCGUCAUGCUUUUACCAGGAUACAUGGUUUUGUGUUCCGCCCUCGAACUCCAAUCCCGCGCCAUCGUUCCCGGAUCGAUCCGAAUCGUCUACGCCGUUAUAUACAGUCUCUUCCUCGGUUUCGGUAUCACCAUCGGCACUGCGAUAUACGGUCUCAUAGACGAAAACGCCGUUUCGACGACCACCUGCGAGAACCAGAUCCCCACCUACCUGACGUUCAUCUUCGUCCCCCUGUUCGUUGUCUGCAUUGCCAUCCUUUACCAAGCCAAAUGGCGACAAAUGCCAGUCAUGCUGGUCGUCGCUUUUGCAGGUUACAUGGUAAACUACUUCUCCGGUCUCAGAUUCAGCGCAGCUCCCCAGGUUGCCAACACCCUUGGCGCUCUUACCGUCGGAGUCCUCGCCAACCUCUACUCACGUGUCCGCCAUGGAGUCGCCGCCGCAACUCUCAUCCCUGCCAUCUUUACCCAGGUGCCAGGAGGUCUCGCAUCCACCGGCGGUCUUCUGAGCGGUCUAACUACAGCCAACAAGAUCACAAACUCGACGCACUCGGUCAACGGCACGAGCUCUGUCACGUACGACAGCACCGAGAUGAACUCGGUUGUCUUCAACGUCGCCGCAUCCAUGAUCCAGAUCGCCAUCGGCAUCGCCGUUGGCCUGUUCCUCAGCUCUCUCAUUAUCUACCCGCUCGGCAAGCGUCGCAGUGGUCUGUUCAGCUUCUAA
This is a messenger RNA of Colletotrichum siamense, 2559 nucleotides long. Its product is annotated as Pheromone-regulated membrane protein 10. The transcript has 4 exons. Lineage: Eukaryota; Fungi; Ascomycota; Sordariomycetes; Glomerellales; Glomerellaceae. The record is from RefSeq and is a predicted model, not a curated record. Gene Ontology annotation, molecular function: transmembrane transporter activity. Gene Ontology annotation, biological process: transmembrane transport. The coding region runs from base 1 to 2559 and encodes 852 amino acids.